Molecule: messenger RNA, 443 nt
Organism: Penaeus monodon (black tiger shrimp)
Lineage: Eukaryota; Metazoa; Arthropoda; Malacostraca; Decapoda; Penaeidae
Product: 2',5'-phosphodiesterase 12-like
Biological process (GO): nuclear-transcribed mRNA catabolic process, deadenylation-dependent decay
Cellular component (GO): mitochondrion
Molecular function (GO): 3'-5'-RNA exonuclease activity
Source: RefSeq, a predicted model, not a curated record
UGCCAGAUGAGUGUGUGCAAGGGAUUCAGCUGAGCCAUGAUCUGGAGAUGGACAGUGCCUGUGGAUGUCCUGAGUACACAAAUUAUACAGUGGGCUUCAGUGGCUGCUUGGACUACAUAUUCUAUCAGAAUGAUAAAUUCUCAGUAAAACAGGUCAUCCCAAUGCCAACCCACGAAGAGGUCACAGAACAUGUUGCCCUACCCAGUGUCACAUUCCCAUCUGACCACAUAGCUCUUGUUGCAGAUUUAGAAUUUAAAACAGCAGGGAAGGACUCUUUAUAACAUCAGAGGGGUGACUAGGGAGUUUAAGAAAGGCACUAUAUAACAUUUGUAAACACAAAUAAGAAAGGUGGCUAGAAGUGUAUGAAAUUCUCUUCAUACUUUCUCUGCACAUGAAUUUUAUUGAGACUGUGUAAUCUGGAAAAUAAACAAGAUUAAAUUAAA